This is a messenger RNA of Rotaria sp. Silwood2, 456 nucleotides long. The record is from the annotation of a GenBank genome assembly. NCBI's taxonomy places the organism in Eukaryota, Metazoa, Rotifera, Eurotatoria, Philodinida, Philodinidae.
AUGAUCUAUUAUCCAAAGUUCCUACAUAUUGUAUAUAAUUCGAUAAUGAAACGUCAUCAUGAAGAUAAUCCUUAUUCGUCGACUGAUAAUGGUGGAGACGAUGUAACAAGUCAUUCAAUGCCAAAACGAAUAGCAACAAGAAAUAGUUCUCAAUUAAAUUCAACAAAUACUUUUUCUAUUGCUGCAAAUUAUUCUCCACCAAGUUCAACGGGAUCCGAUUCAUCGUCAUCAACAAACUCGACGUCUUCAUCGAUUCCAAUUCAUUCUCAGUUAUGUACAUGUCCAAAUAUAGAUUGUGUUAUUCACGAUCGUCGACGUUCAACAAAUAUCCCUGUAGAAUUAACAUCAAGUUCAAAUCCAACUUAUGGAAAUAAUAAUCUAUUACUUUAUUAUGCACAUCUAGAACGAUGUCGUCGACAUGGUCAAAAUAUUCACCAAGAUACAUCUUCAUCUUAA